Messenger RNA from Oryzias latipes (Japanese medaka), 1541 nucleotides. It is a transcript of the gene rnf166, whose product is annotated as ring finger protein 166. Gene Ontology annotation, biological process: ubiquitin-dependent protein catabolic process; protein polyubiquitination. Gene Ontology annotation, molecular function: ubiquitin protein ligase activity. NCBI's taxonomy places the organism in Eukaryota, Metazoa, Chordata, Actinopteri, Beloniformes, Adrianichthyidae. The record is from RefSeq and is a predicted model, not a curated record.
AUCUCCAGACAGAGCGGAAGAAGGGUCCCGUGUGAUCUGCUGAGCAUCCUUACCGUUAACCAUCAGCGCUGUGAAUCCAGGUCAGCCGCUCUCCGGCGCUUCCUGUGUUUACCUCCUCGGCAUGUCCUCUUCGCCUCACUGGUGCAGAUGCGAUGUUGUGGAUUAGAGGACGUGGGAUUUGGAUUCGUCCCCUGUCAAGCCAUGCCAGCUGUAGAUCUCCCCCACCAGGUCUCCGGAUCAUGAGGUGCUAGCCGAAAUCCCUCGACAGGCUCCUUCCCUCUCCAUGAUGGCGAUGUUCCGGAGCUUCGUGUCGGCGCAGCAGCACGGCGGCGGCGGCUCGGGCCCGCUGGGGGCCCCGGGGGAGAGCAUCGAGAGCCAGUUCUCCUGCCCCAUCUGCCUGGAGGUCUACCACAAACCCGUCAGCGUCGCCGGUUGCGGACACACGUUCUGUGGGGAGUGUCUGCAGCCGUGCCUUCAGGUCAGCUCCCCCCUCUGCCCCCUCUGUCGCGUGUCCUUCGACCCCAAGAAGGUGGAGCGCUCGUCCAGCGUGGAGAAGCAGCUGUCCUCCUUCAAAGCUCCCUGCAGAGGCUGCUGCAAGAAGGUGUCCCUCAUGAAGAUGAGGUCCCACAUCUCCUCCUGCUCUAAGGUGCAGGAGCAGAUUGCCAACUGUCCCAAGUUUGUCCCUGUGUUGCCAACGUCUCAGCCAAUCCCAAGCAAUAUUCCAAACCGGUCCACAUUUGUGUGUCCAUUCUGUGGUGCCAGGAACCUGGACCAGCAAGAACUGGUGAAGCACUGUAUGGAAAACCACCGCAAUGAUCCCAGCAAAGUGGUGUGUCCCGUGUGCUCAGCCAUGCCCUGGGGGGACCCCUCCUACAAGAGCUCCAACUUCCUGCAGCACCUCCUGCACAGGCACAAGUUCUCGUAUGACACCUUCGUCGACUACAGCAUCGAUGAGGAGGCGGCCCUGCAGGCGGCGCUGGCUCUGUCUCUGGCUGAAAACUGACACUCAGACUCCCACCCUCUCUGGGUCCAAAGGUCUUGACCCCCCCAGCGAAGGCACGUGGGACUGCAGCUGGAUUUCAUUUGACCCCCCCUGACUGAUUUCUUUCAUUGCUUCUUAUGGACUCCUGAAGGAGGGGGGAGCCCCAUGAAGCAGACAGAUACAACAGUUUAGAUACAGCAUGCCCCCCCUUAAGAUUUAGGAGCUUGUUUUCCUCAUACCCCCCACCCCCACCCCAGAAAAAGCUUCCUUUUAAGUUUCCUUUCGAGUCCAACUUUGUAAAUUCCAUUUUGUGAAGAUGACUGGAGUUCUCUUUGUUUUUUGUCCAUUUGCCGUUCCACUCUGAUCCAGAAGAGUGGAACCUGCAGUCUGAUAAGAGUGUGUGUGUGUGUGUGUGUGUGUGUGUGUGUACAUGUGGGUGUGUGUCUGAAUGGUGUUAGUCUGAAGUCUGGGGCUUUUAUUUGGACCAUGCUGUUUUUACCUUCACGCUUUUAUUUGUGGAUGAAUCUUGUAAACAUGUCAAUAAAUGAUUCUGUCUCAA